CAGCUUAGCUUUGUCUUUCAUCUCGGUUUUAGCCUGAAUAGAGCUGUGCCAAAGUUCAGCCCGCAAAUCUCAGAACCACAGAAGGAAACAAGACACUGAACUAUCUUCAAUUUACACACUGCGUGACAAGUGAAGGCAUUUGAGAUUAAUCAACAACCCUGCAACAGAACUCAGGCAAUGCAAAAAUAAACCCUCAGAAGAGACAAAGCUUUAGUCAGCUCCACCAGAUCAUGGCCAACAGGAAGGCGGCGGUCAAGCGAAGGAUCAUCUCCAAAGACGGCCACAACAAUGUGCGAAUUGACAACGUCGAAGGUAUGGUCCGGCUGUACCUGCACGACAUCUGGACCACCGUGGUGGACAUGAAAUGGCGCUACAAACUCACUCUGUUCGCCUCCACCUUCGUCAUGACUUGGUUCCUCUUCGGAGUCAUCUUCUACUUCAUUAGCUUGGGCAACGGAGACUUUGAGACCGGCUCAAACUCCAGCCACACGCCGUGCUUGAUGAACGUGCAGAGCCUCACUGGGGCCUUCCUCUUCUCCCUGGAGUCCCAGACCACCAUUGGCUACGGCUUCCGCUACAUCACAGAGGAGUGUCCUCUGGCCAUCUUCACUCUGGUGGCUCAGCUCGUCAUCACCGGCCUGGCUGAAAUCUUUGUCACGGGGGCCUUUUUAGCCAAACUGGCUCGGCCGAAGAAGCGAGCAGAGACCAUCAAGUUCAGCCAGUUGGCAGUGAUCUGCCGGCACCAUGGCAAGCUGUGUCUGAUGGUGAGGGUGGCGAACAUGAGGAAAAGCCCCCUGAUCCAGUGCCAGCUGACUGGAAAGCUCCUCCACUCCAAUGUGACGGAGGAGGGCGAGAAGACACAAGUAUAUCAGCGCUCUGUUGAUUUCCACGUGGACUCCAGCAGCGAGUGCCCCUUCCUCAUCCUGCCCAUCACCUUCUACCAUAUCCUGGAUGAGCACAGCCCGCUGGCAGGGCUGAACGUGGAGAACCUUCACACAAGAGAGUUCGAGCUGCUGGUCACCCUCAAUGCCACGAUGGAGUCGACAGCGGCCAUGUGUCAGAGCCGCACCUCCUACACGCCUCAGGAGAUCCUCUGGGGCUACGACUUCCAGCCGGUGCUGUUCAGCAGCACGGGUGGACGUUAUGUUGCAGACUUCAAGUUCUUUGACAAGGUCCAAGUCAUAAACAACCCAGCCCUGGUCAGUAGCAACACAGAGAAGCAAAAACUCGAGGAGAACUAUAAAAAUGAAUAGACGACAGAUGCUCCUGUUUCAUGAAAAUGUCAUAUGUUGGUCAUCAGUUAUUCUCUCAGCUCUGACCAAACACGACCUAUAUGAGCAUUAUAAUAUACCUAAAACUCAGAAAAACUCUUUCAAUCCAAUUUUUCACAACAAUACUUGUGACAUUUUGUUGUUGUUCAUCACAUUUCACUGCAAACUACAUUUUAAUACAUUCUUUAGAUACAUUUUUCACUUUGUAAAAAAGCUUUUUUUAAUCAGUGGUUACUAAAUUUGUGAUCAGGCAAUUGUCAUUUAACCUUAACUAAAAAAGUUAUAAUAACCUUUAGCAUUAUUGUUCCUUCUAGGUAUGACACACUGUAACAUUAUUAAUAGAAAAUAGAUUUACCUUGUUUUCUGAAUUGAUCUAGUAAUCGAUAUUGGGCAUGGUGAUAUAUAUUUAAUGGUAUCUAAUGGUGGAAUAUUUGCAUGUGAUGUAGAGGUUAAUAGAAACUAGUACUACAUUGUAAGUGAAUAACUGUGAUGUUUAAAGUUUUAUGGAAGUUGAGAUAAAUGUAGAACACGUGGUGGUGGAGAACAAUGUACAAUGUUGUGUACAAUGUACUCAGAUACUAGAAUUAGUACAAUUGGGUUUUUGUAAAUUAACUUAAAACAUCUGUAAUAAUAAAUUAAUAUGUCAUUUAUUGUAGUAUAAUACCCUGUAUGGACACAGUCUGGGAUGAUACAUUUGAUACUUUUACUACAGUUUGCUGAUACAUUUAUUUAAGUGUUAAUUACGAAUUGAAUAAAGGAGAAAAGAUGAAUGAAUCAA
Messenger RNA from Betta splendens (Siamese fighting fish), 2049 nucleotides. RefSeq names its product potassium inwardly rectifying channel subfamily J member 15 (gene kcnj15). Gene Ontology annotation, cellular component: plasma membrane. Gene Ontology annotation, molecular function: inward rectifier potassium channel activity. Gene Ontology annotation, biological process: potassium ion import across plasma membrane; regulation of monoatomic ion transmembrane transport. NCBI's taxonomy places the organism in Eukaryota, Metazoa, Chordata, Actinopteri, Anabantiformes, Osphronemidae. The transcript is spliced from 2 exons. The record is from RefSeq and is a predicted model, not a curated record. Bases 231 to 1253 code for a protein of 340 amino acids.